This is a messenger RNA of Polychytrium aggregatum, 2068 nucleotides long. RefSeq lists its product as uncharacterized. NCBI's taxonomy places the organism in Eukaryota, Fungi, Chytridiomycota, Chytridiomycetes, Polychytriales. Gene Ontology annotation, cellular component: membrane. The transcript has 16 exons. Bases 93 to 1877 code for a protein of 594 amino acids. Gene Ontology annotation, biological process: protein localization to membrane. The record is from RefSeq and is a predicted model, not a curated record.
CAUCGGCUUGCUCCUUGGCCGCCAUCUCUGCGCAUAACCCUUCGCCGACACAGCGCUUGCUGCCAUCAUCGAUCCUCGAAACCGGCAAAGCCAUGUCCUUUGAUUCCAUGCGGUGCCCGAGGAUCGCUCUCGUGGCUCUGCUUGUGAUUCUGUGUUGGAUCCAGGCGGCAUGGGCCGACGAGCAUUCGCACAGGUAUCGAGACAGUGAAGAGGUCGUCGUAUGGAUGAAUACCGUCGGUCCCUAUGCAAAUAGCCAAGAGACGUAUGAAUACACCCAACUACCCUUCUGCCUCGGCUCCAAGGACGUCGAGCAUUACCACGAAACCCUGGGCGAGGCUCUUCUCGGCGUCGAGCUGAUCGGGCUUGGUGCAGACAUCAAGUUUGCACAGGAUCGUCAGAACACCACCCUUUGCUCGACGAUACUUCACAGCAAGGAAAUCAAUCUCUUUCGCUACUCUGUCCGAAACAACUACUGGUACCAGAUGUUCAUUGACGAUUUGCCGAUAUGGGACUAUGUUGGGCAUAUCGAUGACCAGAAGCCGACACCCGACUUGUAUCUUUACACCCACAAGACCUUCCAACUUUCGUACAAUGGUGAUCAGAUCAUCCAUGCAGAGGUGGCAAGCUCGAAUCCGGUGUUGCUGCCGAGCCAUCUCGAUGGGACCUUGUCCAUUGAUUUUACGUAUUCGGUUGAAUGGACCGAAACAUCGGACCCAUACUCUACCCGCUUCUCAAGAUAUCUGGACAGUGACUUUUUCGAGCACAAGAUUCAUUGGUUCUCUAUCUUCAACUCCUUCAUGAUGGUGAUAUUCCUCGCUGGACUGGUCAUUCUGAUAUUGAUGCGGACCCUCAAACACGACUAUUCGCGAUACAACAUCGAGGACAAUCUUCUCGAUCUGGAUCGCGAUCUUGGCGAUGAGUAUGGAUGGAAGCAGGUUCACGGCGAUGUUUUUCGCCGCCCUGCCCAUCUGAGCAUCCUAUCGGCGCUCGUGGGGACGGGCAUCCAAAUGGGAUGUUUGAUCCUUGUCCUGCUGACGUAUGCGAUCGUCGGAGAUCUAUAUACGGAGCGCGCGACGCUGCUCACCGUGGGCAUAUUUUUGUAUGCGCUCACGGCACUUAUCUCGGGCUUCUUCAGCGGAAGCUACUUUGCCAAAUACGGAGGCAAAAAUUGGACCUUGACGAUGCUGGUCACGGCCGGCCUGUGGCCAGGCUCGGUCGGCAUCGUGUCCUUUCUGGUCAACUUUGUGUCGAUCUCGUAUUCGUCGUCCAAGGCUAUCCCUUUCACGACAAUGCUCGCGAUUACAGCCAUUUGGUGCUUUAUUGUGUUUCCACUCACCUUGCUGGGAGCCAUCAUGGGUCGCAACUGGUCAAGCGAACCCAACUUCCCCUGUCGAGUCAACCCGAUCCCUCGGCCGAUUCCGGAGAAGCCCUGGUAUGCCGAGCCAUCGUUUAUCAUCAUGGCUUCUGGCAUUCUUCCAUUUGGCUCGAUCUUCAUCGAGAUGUACUUUAUCUUCUCCUCAUUUUGGGGAUACAAAAUCUACUAUGUAUAUGGAUUCAUGCUGGGUGUAUUCGUUAUCCUCGGCAUUGUGACUGCUUGUGUGGCUGUCGUCUCGACAUACCUGUUUUUGAACUCUGAAGACCAUCGAUGGCACUGGACCAGUUUCUUUGCGGGCGGAUCGACCGCAUUCUACAUAUUUUUGUAUUCGAUCUACUAUUUCCAAGUCAAGUCCAAGAUGUAUGGCGCCUUUCAGAUCAUCUGGUACUUUGGAUAUACGGGCCUGGCAUGCUUUGGUAUGUUUGUUUUGCUCGGUACAAUCGGCCACCUCGUUGCCGAGCGUUUCAUCCGCAGAAUUUACACCAACGUGAAGAUCGACUGAGCUAUUCGAGGAGAGCUUCUAGGCCACUUGGUGGGCAGCAAGCUGUAGAGCCACAACACGCCCACGAGGCGCCCUACGCCGUAUGUCACUGACCGCAUAUUUACAGGAAACUGAAAUGAGGGGUGGAGGCCUGUUAUCGGGCUCGGCGAGUGAAUUUCUCCGGGUCCCGAAUACACCCUCAUCCACCAUGA